This is a messenger RNA of Schistosoma turkestanicum, 3341 nucleotides long. The record is from the annotation of a GenBank genome assembly. NCBI's taxonomy places the organism in Eukaryota, Metazoa, Platyhelminthes, Trematoda, Strigeidida, Schistosomatidae.
CGCGACAAGGCAAAAAUGGAAAAACCUAGAAGAGAUUUCCAUCUUGAAUUAUUCUAAAACUACAGCUUCAAGUCUUCAGGGUUUUGGAGCCGCUCGGGAUAUAAAAUAUGGGACUUUAUCUUCCACCUAACCCCUUAACGAAAGAUAAAGCUGGUGUAUGGACUAGAGAAAAAGGAGAUGGUUUUAACACUUCAAAUUUAACUGAAAAGCUCUCAGGUAGUGACUUCUCUUCAACGUCUGAUACAGCUAACAUAACUUUGUCCAGCGAAAUACUAGUGAGAUCUCUUUUUACUAAAUGUUCAUUCAGCCAGUUGAAACGCGGAUCAACUCAAGAUCCAUCAAGUCUUUACGAAGUUGAUGUAUCGUUUUUGGGGUUGGAAGACUUGCAACCUGAUUUGCACCUACAGUUUACCUCUCUGAGAAAACUGACUGCUUCUGAUAACACCCUUUCUUUAGGUAUUUUUGGCAUCGGUAUGUGUGAUUUCGUAGAAUCAUUUAGGCAAUUCAAUGAGUUGAUGGAAUUGGAUCUUUCUUUGAACCAGAUUAGCUCACUUCCGAAUUACGCACAUGGGUUCAACAGUUUGAAUUGUCUUAAUUUGUCAUAUAAUUUUCUUCAACCUAUGGAUAUUGAAAAACUUGGUUACCUGCCAUCUUUACGGAUUUUAUAUUUGUGUGGAAAUGAUCUUCGUAGAUUACCACCGGACUUGGCAGAAACAGGUUCAGAUUCUAACGGGCAUAUUGUAUUCAAAUUUGCGAAAUUGGAAAUUCUCUAUUUAGAUGACAAUAAACUUUCGGAUGCACAAGAUUUCGCCAGUUUAGCUACUCUUCCAAGAUUGACAUAUUUAAAUUUAGCCAAUAACAGAUUUACUACUGUACCACUAUUAAAAUCUAUAUCUUUAAAAAAACAUCAGAAUAUCAAACUUCAACAUGAGUCUACAAUCGAAAAUGCAUCAUGUUUUUUUAAACCUUCAACUAAUUUCAUCAAUGAAACUAUACAAUCAAAUAAUUUGUUGGUUAGCUUUAAUCAACAGUCUAAAAAUAAUGAGAGUUUAAUGAUCAGUGGAAAUUGCCUGAAAGCUCCUCCAUCUCAUCAUAAAUUCGAUGGUGAUAAUCCUUCUGAUUUAAACAAUAAACAAUUAGCCAAUAAUCGACCUGGGAUGACAAUAAACAGACGGACUUUGGGAAAACCAAAUCAUUUAUCUUCUCUAAGAAGGAAAAAGUUUCACAAGCAACAAAAACAACAACGAUAUACAACAAAUCAUUCUUUAUCAAUGGAAGAAUAUCGAAAUCCAAAUGCUCCACGUAUACGUAUAGUAAAUGAAUUUGUUAGUUUACAUAAUUUAAAAAAAUUAUUUCCUUUAAUUCAUAAGAAACAAACAAAAUCUAAUCAUCAUAUUGAUUGUAAUAAAUUGAAUCAAUCAAAUACUGAUUUACUAUUAACACCUAGAGAAAAAAAUCCUAUCCUACCUAGCCAAACUUUUACAACAGAUGAGCCUGUUUUAUUAGACAUUGAACAAAAAUGUGAUAUUUCAAUGAAUAAUAGUUAUGUACCGCCGCCACCACCACCAUUUCAAUCUCUUCAAUGUAUUGAUUUAUCUCAUAAUAAAAUAUCUUGUGAAGAACAUUUAUUACCAAUAGCUGUAUGGCCAAAAUUGAAAGAAUGUUUAGUUUAUGCUAAUCCUGUCAUAAGUAGAUCAUCUAAAACUCCUCCAUUACUUGAACGUUUACUAAUACAACAAUUAGGCAUUCAUUUACAUCGUCAUCCAAUAGAGAAUUCUAGCUUAUUUGAUAUUAAAAACACGAAUCUAUUAUUGAAAAACAAUGAAUUGCAACAUUUAUCAUUUACUACAUAUGGACAAAAUAUUCAAAAGAAUGAAAUCAAUACUACUGAUAAUAAUAAUAAUAUUAGUAGUAUUAGUAGUAGUAGUAUGAUGCAUAGUAGAAUAUCUUCGAAUACAAAUAUUUCCAAAUGUAAUAACAAGAAACCAAUUGUUAUUCGAUAUGAAUUGGACAAAUCAAGUUUAGAUGUAGGUCCAAAAAUGGCCAAAUGUAACGUUGAGCAAAUGUUAAAGCAGAUAAAAAUGUCAAAUCAAACAAAUUCAUUGGAUUCAUCAAAAUCAUCAUCAUCAUCAUCACCAUCAUCAUCAAAUAGAAAACCUGUUCAAUUGUCAAAUUUACCGAAUUCAUCAACUUUCAAUAAUUCAAUGUUCAAUAAUAAUUCACGUCGAAUUCCACAUUCAUCACAAUCACUUUCUUCUAUUGAACGAGAUAAAACGUUCAUUAGAAAUGAUUCAAAAAAAUCCGAUCAAAAUUUAUCGGAAUUAUUAGCAGAUCUUCAAUGUAAUGAACAAAUUGAUGAAGUAGAAGUAGAAGAAGAUGAUGAGGAGGAAGAUAUGAAUAAUUUUUUCACAACUCAAUUAUCAUCAGUAAAUGCAACAGAAUAUCAUACUUCGAAAAAAUUGAAUCAUUCAAAUCAGUUCGACCAACGAAAUACUACUACUGAAAAUGAUAAUAAUAAUAACAGUAAUAAUAAUGACAGUCAAUCAAGUGAACAAGAUGAGGAUAAAACACUCAUGAACUGUCCCAUCAAUCCAGGAGCAUUAUCAUCGAAUUUAGAAUGGAGUGUUGAUGAAAAAACUUUUCCAGACAGUAUGCAAGCAUGCGUAAGAGAGUUACGCUAUCUAUUACAACAUAAACCAACAAUACAUUCACCAUUCAUAUUCCCUGGAGAUGAUAGUCAACCUAUCGGAUAUUCAACAGAAUCAUUAUCUUCGUCAUCAUACAAUUUGAUGGGAGAAAACACAGCUAAGAAGUGUAAAGUUCAAGUUUCUGACAAAAAAUCAUCUGUUCAAGUAUCAUCAUCUAAGCAGAAAGUACAUGCAAGAAAUACUUUGUCGUCGACAUCAACAUCAUCAACAUCAACAACGUCAUUAUCAUCAAUGAAAUUAGUUCCAGUUUGUAAAGAUCUAGAAAUUCUUCCUUCAAAGCUUAGUUUAAAUCAAUUUACAAGUUACACUGAAAUACCAUUGACAAAAGCAUUAAAAGAUGAAGAGAAUGAAAAGAGACAAUUGGAGAGAAUAAAAGCUAAACAAAAUCCUCUUGUUAGAAAAUCAAAAUUACCAAAAACUGAUAAUCAGAUGAAACGUACAAAAUUAAAAGGACCUAAAGAAUUAUUUGACCAGUUCCAUUCAAUCUAUGCAAAUGUACGUGAAGAAGCAAUCACUCAAGCAUUAGAUAUCAUCAAUCAUGAUUUUGAUAAUAAAACUGAACAACUCUGUCAAAAUAUUUAUUAAUCUCCAAAUCUUGUUUUUUUUCUAAUUAUUAUCAAUGAUGAAUGUCUG